This is a messenger RNA of Coniophora puteana RWD-64-598 SS2, 219 nucleotides long. RefSeq lists its product as uncharacterized. The annotation marks the transcript as partial. The record is from RefSeq and is a predicted model, not a curated record. Gene Ontology annotation, molecular function: protein dimerization activity. Lineage: Eukaryota; Fungi; Basidiomycota; Agaricomycetes; Boletales; Coniophoraceae. The transcript has a single exon.
CAUAAUUCUGACUUUCCUGUUAUUGCUUUGAUGGCACGCGACUUUUUGGCGAUACCUGCUACUUCGGUGUCUGUCGAGCGUCUAUUCUCAGGUUCACGUCAUGUAUGUCGCGAUUCUCGUUCCUCGCUCAAGGCAUCAACAAUUACUAAGGUUAUGUGUACGAAAAAAUGGUUGGAGGAUCCUGACUUGUUCUUCCAAGCUGUUACAAAGACUAGAUAG